Molecule: messenger RNA, 1410 nt
Organism: Ananas comosus (pineapple)
Lineage: Eukaryota; Viridiplantae; Streptophyta; Magnoliopsida; Poales; Bromeliaceae
Product: protein FATTY ACID EXPORT 3, chloroplastic
Exons: 7
Coding region: 67-1041 (324 amino acids)
Cellular component (GO): membrane
Source: RefSeq, a predicted model, not a curated record
UCUUUCGAGUACUCCGCCAUAUUUGUUCCUCCCUUUCUCGGUUCCUCUUCUUCGAUCCUCGUCGCCAUGGCGCUCUCUCUCCACAGCUUCGCCUCCCUCCGAAGCCCUAACCCUAAUCCUAACCCUACGCCUCUUCUCCAUGGCAUUCGAGGGACGGAGCCGCUCCCCCGCCUCUCCAACUCGCCCUUCCUCCACCUCGAGCCCCGCCGCCGCGCGCUGUGCUCGUCCCAGGCCCCGCAUCGCGUCGUCGUCUCCGCGCGUCGCCGAUUCUCUCGGAUCGUCUCCUUCGCGGCGUCUAAUGAGGAAUCGAAGUUUGAAGACGCUCCAGUGGAGAUUGACAAAGAUAAGACUCAAAUAAAAUCGGAGGUGUCUCAAGAAGAGUGGGCGCAGACGCUCGAACAGUUUAAAGCUGAAGCCCUGAAAAUGAAAGCCAAAUCAGCUGAGGCUUACGAAAUAUACUCCAAAAAGGCCGUUGAGAUGCUCUUGGAAACAUCUGAGAAGCUGAAGAUUCAAACAGAUAAGGCUCAAAAGGACUUGGGUGUAAUACUGAAAGAAGUUGGCGAGGAAGGUCAACAAUAUCUUAGCAUGGCAGCGGAGAAGUCUCCUGACUCGGUUAAGGAUAUAUUGGAAACUUUCAAGUCACUUGGCGAUCUAAAAAGCAUGUCACAAGUUCGUGAUUAUCAUGUUGGAGUUCCUUUUGGUUCCUUUCUUGCUGUUGGAGGGUUUCUUAAUUUUAUGCUAACUGGAAGUAUUCCUGCCAUUCGGUUCGGUGUUGUUCUGGGAACUGCACUUUUGGCCUUAAGCAUAGCAAGUUUGAGAUCAUGGAGAAGUGGGUGUGCUUCUCCUCUUCUAUUGAAGGGGCAAGCUGCAAUUGCGAUCAUUAUCUUCUUGAGGCAAUUGGUUAUAUUCUUUCAGGAUUGGUCAUUUUCAACCUUUUUCAUGUUCCUCAUCAGUGGAGCAAUUGCAUCUUUGUAUGUUUUUCACUUCCGAACUGGUGGUGACCAGAAGGGCCCAAGCAUUGAACAGAGCUUGGAGAACUAGCUGCUAAGGCUAUUCGACAGUUUGUUGGAUUCACCAAUGAGAGUUGCUCAUUAUCCAGAUGCCAAAGAGUUUGCUUUCUCCUUUCUUUAGUAGCCAUCUUAGAGAUCAGUACAACAGGUAGUGAAAGAGUGUAAGAGAAAUGACCCACAUAGGCCUAAUAAGUUAUCACUUUUGAAUUACCCGUGGGUUAUAUCGGUGCGACUUGAAGUUUUUUAAUUCGUUUGUACUCAUCGUGCUAUUUACUAGCCGGACAUACUAGAAUCAUCGAAACAUAUAAGUAUGGAGAAAGCCUUUAUGGUUAAUUGUGAAGAUUGUGUAUAAUUUCUGAAGCAUCUCGUCAUGUCGCCUACAUGUUGUUGUUUGCCCCUA